Sordaria macrospora k-hell is the source of this 1665-nucleotide messenger RNA. RefSeq lists its product as uncharacterized. Gene Ontology annotation, molecular function: heme binding; iron ion binding; oxidoreductase activity, acting on paired donors, with incorporation or reduction of molecular oxygen. The record is from RefSeq and is a predicted model, not a curated record. NCBI's taxonomy places the organism in Eukaryota, Fungi, Ascomycota, Sordariomycetes, Sordariales, Sordariaceae.
AUGCCCUCCACCAUGGCAGACACGGUAGCUGAGAUCGAGAGCUUCCUCGACAUCGGAAUCGCUGCCAUCAAGGGCCUCAUCCCCAUGAUCUGGGUCCAAAGCAAAACCUCGCCAGUCCAGUUCCUCGUCGGCGGCAUAAUCGUUCUCCUGUCCUACUUGUUCCUGACCAUCUCACCACCCCACGAUCCGUUCGAGCCACCCAUCAUCAAGCCCAAAUUUCCAGUAAUCGGCCACCUCUUUGGUCUGAUGAACCACCAAGUCAACUACUUCAGCGAGCUCUUUACCCGAAGCCAUCUGCCCAUUGCAACCCUACCCAUCGGUAACCAGAAGCUCUACGUUAUCUUCGAUGCGCCCCUCCAGCAGGCCGCUCUUAAGUCCAAGGACAUGGAUGCGCAAUCCUUCAUGGUUGACUUCGUCCCCCGCAUUUUUGGUGUCAAGCAAGGCACGGUGGACAAGCUCUUGGGGAAGGAUGGCGUGCACCCGAACAUCAUGGGCGACAUGGAACAUGUCUUCAAGUCCGCGCUUUCGGGAGACAAUCUCCAGAAGUUGGCCAGCACCACACUUGCGACCAUGGCUGAUACCCUGAACGAUGUCGAUACCAAGAAGGGCACCAAGAUUCCCAACAUGUUCCUCUGGCUUCAGUCGCUUCUUAGCAGAUCCACGUCAAAGGCUCUAUGGGGAGAGAAGCACAACCCAUUCAAAGACGACGGAGUCAUUGACGCCCAGUGGGACUUCGAAUCCCACAUGGGCCCUCUCGUUUUGGGCUUCUUGCCGUCCAUCAUUGCCCGCCGCGCCUACCUCGCCCGCAACAAAGUCCAAUCCGCACUGCUCCCCUACUUCAGCGCGCGCCACUAUGAAACCGACCCGUCCACCUCCUACUUCAUCCGCGCCCGCACCCGUCUCCUAAAGAAGUACAAUCUUCCCGACGACGAACUGGCCAAGAACGAAGUAGCGAUCACCCUCGUAGCCACUACCAAUGUCUUGUCCACCUUAUUCUGGUGCAUCGCCGAGAUCUGGACCCGCCCUGAUCUCCUACAACAAAUCCGCGCCGAAGCUUUGCUGGCCGUCUUUGGUGAUAGCCAAAAGGCUCUUUCGGGUGAUGACAUGGGAACAAGGACCAUCACCAUUCCCGCCGCCGGUCUUGAUGUCAAGUGUCCCCUUCUCGCCUCCUGUUUCCGAGAAUCGAUCCGGCUGGCAUCGCAGAUUGUUACAGCCCGUCGCGUGCUCAAGGACACGAUGCUUACCGAUCCCGUCUCGGGAAAUUCCUACCUACUCAAGGCUGACACCAAUGUCAUGAUGCCCGUCAAGGUAGUCCACCGGAACACGGCUGUCUGGGGCGGUGAUGCUGAGGGAUUCAAUCCCCGUCGCUUCAUGUGGGAGGAGCUUGGUACAAAGGUGGAGAGACAGAGGAAGGCGGCGUUUGUUCCCUUUGGUGGCGGGAAGCACAUGUGUCCAGGAAGACACUUUGCGUUUACGGAGAAUUUGGCAUUGAUGGCGGCGCUGGCGAUUGGGUUUGAAAUUGAGGGGUUGGAUAAGAGCGAGCUGAAGAUGGGUGAUUCGAAGAGGGGAGAGACAGCGAAACCGUUGCCCGGGUUGGAGGGUGGACAGGUGGUGUUGAAGAAGAGGAAGGGAUGGGAGGGGCUUAAGUGGGAGUUUAGUUGCUAG